AUGUUUGGUCUUAUACCAACCGCCCUCUUUGCCACGGCAGCCCUAACUCAGAUCGAAGACGUUGGCAUUCCCUUUAGCGGCAACCUCGACGUUGCCCCUGGCCGUGCCAAUCGUUUCCAAGCCCGAGCCGGCACCGACUUUGGCAUACUGAAAUUCAACUGCAAGGGCGGAGAAUCAGCCUGCAACAAUGCCUGCUACUACAUCAACUGCCACGCACCCGCCAACAAUAUCAAGGAUGCCGACAAGAUUGUCUACACGGGUCCCAAGUCGAAAGAUAACGAUCGGAAUCGCCGUGAGUCGGGGUGCCAGGCUCGUCACCCUCCAAAGGGGGCCCAUCAGAAGCGUCAGAAUCACAAGCCUCAUAAGCCUAAGAAGCCUACGAAGCCUCAUAAGCCUACGAAGCCUACGAAGCCUAACAAGCCUAAGAAACUCGGCUCGACUACCAGCGUAUGCCGGGCGUUUCCAUACAGUCAACGGUUCAUACCCAGCGACAAACACUCAGAGGCGUCAUCGUGGCAGUGCGAUGAGUGGCCGCCGGCGUCGUCUCAGCAGCAACCGUUCGGGUCCAGCGGACGCAUUGCCAACAGUCUCCGCUGUAUGCCUAGCCACGAGAACGAAGCACUCGGUCGUCAAAUGGCUUCAUUCUAUCAGGGUCAUGGGACAUGGCCCGGCCGAAAGACAGCGGGCAAGAUGGCUCGCAAUGAUUACGCCCGCGUCGAGUUCGACAUCUCCCAAGCGGACGGGAGCAAAGUGUCGUUCUGUAUAAAGCAUGUAGAUGGCCUCCACUGCGACAACGACGUUUAUCAGUUCGGCCUGACCAAGAAACGUCAAAAGUAUGGCCAAAUUUCAGUCCCGAUCGAGCCCAAUGACAGUGACCAGGACAACCUUUAUGCUCUUCAGGACACAAGAUUCAAAAGGAUAUUCCAAUGCUCCAUCAAGCUCACGCGCGAGGGCGACAACCACUUCAAGAGCAUCGAGCUGGGCGAUGGGGAAGGUACCAAGCACGAAGCGCCCGACUGCGACAUUCCAGGGGCGACUGGCCACUGCACCCUAGAGGGGCUUCCCAAAGAAUUGAAGCUGUUCAAGAAAGGCCCUCUGGGCUCCAAGCUCAAAUUUGAGUAUGCACCAGGGGAAGAACAAACCAACUUCAACUGGUAUGCGUGGGACACUGAUUCCGAGGGCAAAGGCAAAGGUCCCACCGCCGAUAAGUUUUAUUGCAAGAAAGGUAAGAGCGGAAACGAGGAGGAUAUUGAGUGCUGGUUCCCUUGCUACGAGAACGCAGAUGGCAGAUAG
Molecule: messenger RNA, 1293 nt
Organism: Hirsutella rhossiliensis
Lineage: Eukaryota; Fungi; Ascomycota; Sordariomycetes; Hypocreales; Ophiocordycipitaceae
Product: deoxyribonuclease nucA/NucB domain-containing protein
Exons: 1
Coding region: 1-1293 (430 amino acids)
Source: RefSeq, a predicted model, not a curated record